Messenger RNA from Canariomyces notabilis, 1701 nucleotides. RefSeq lists its product as uncharacterized. The record is from RefSeq and is a predicted model, not a curated record. Lineage: Eukaryota; Fungi; Ascomycota; Sordariomycetes; Sordariales; Chaetomiaceae. Bases 1 to 1701 code for a protein of 566 amino acids. The transcript has a single exon.
AUGUCCAGGCGGGGGGAACGACCAAUAGUUGCGUCUGUCGAAGACGUUGAUGAGAACGGGAACGUGGUAGAAGGAACCGAUCGCUACGCAUCCUCAGUCGCCCCAAGCAGCCCGGCAAAGGAACAACCGAACACUGGGCGAGCGAGAAAUAAGGGCAGGAGAAGCUCCUCGUCGCCAAUCACCACCAGCGCCCUCACCGACUCCGACUCUACCGUACACCCUCAAAGGGAUUCGAAGAAGUCGAGCAAAGACCGGGACAAGUCUGUGUCCAAGAAGGCGCUCAUGGCUGCUUCACGGCCUCCGGUGAAACAUGCAAAGACGACGUCGAGCAUUCCCAAGAGGGACGAAGCAUCGUACUACGGCGUUGACCCUACUACCAUUACUCCUGCCACCUCGCGUCCCCGAGCGCAGACUUCAAGACCAUCGAGUUAUUAUGGCCCUUCGAGGCCACCCCCAGCGAAUGCCAGGUUUUAUGCAAACCAGCCGCCAACCCCCCUCAUGACCGGGUCGUUGCCGCCUCAUUCGUGGCUAGGGCCGGGCCCCCUGCCGCCGUAUCCGCCGCCCUCACCGUCCCCCGUGAUUAUGCAACAGCCACCGCCGCCGCAUCCCGAUUACUUCACGCGCCCUCCAGAAGCUCGCCCUCUGGAAGCUCGCUUUGGAUCUCUUGGAUCUGUUCGGCCACAGUCCUCUAUGGGAUUUCGUCCAUCUCGUGCCGCCAUCGAGUAUGACGACUACGAGACACCACCCGAGAGAACUCUAGCGCGGCGGCCAUCAACGACUCGCAAGGUAUCCAAGGGUGAGGCGGACAGGAAAACAAUGCCUCCCCCGCCCAGGCCUGCCUCGGCUCGCCCAACUGCCUUAGCGUUCCGUCCACCUCCAUCCACUUCCGCUAGGAGGACGGUGGGGUUUGAGGAUCGCGAUCCAGAUGAUGAUGACCCUCUUUUCCGUGACCUUUCCCCACUUGCACCUGCGAGCUACGGCUAUACACCGCCUAUGCCGUUCCGGCCACGGCCAAGUUUUGGUGCGACAGAAGCCUCGUUUGAUAUCCACGACUUCCGCACCGAAGUAGCAGGGAAAGGCCAUCGACGUCAUUCAUACUAUGGUGGCCAUUCUGCUUCUUCCGGAAGCGCAUACGAGGAGAAGGUGCGCCAAGCUACACGCUAUCAAGAUGACGUUGCCGGUGGUUCUCAGCUGCCCCUAACGGCCGAAAGUCUCCGCAAGGCGGUCAGGAAUGGCGGCAGCAGCAGGUCCACCAAGAGUUCUGGAAGCCAUGACGAGAGCAGCGAGUAUAGACAGUCGGCAACAACCCGGACGACUAGAUCGAGCGCCAACAACGACGAAGAUGUCACGAUCCGGGUAAAGGGGAGCACGGUGCUCAAGCUUGGAAAUGCAGAAUUUCAGUGCCAGGACGGGGCUGAGAUCAACAUCAGCUCGAGGGGUGGCACCGCGGAUAUCCGGGCCAGUAGCGAUCGGUCGAGCUACCUAGACCAGGACGAUCGUCGAACACGAGUAGACAUCCCAUCCGCACGAGCGCGGGCGAGUUCUCGAGCGAGAUCAUAUUCACGGAAUUUCGCAAAAUAUGACGCUGGCUCGGAUUAUGACGCUUAUGAUUAUCCUCAACCACUACCGCCGCCCUACCCUCCAUACCCUUCUGCCUACUCAUCACGACCGGAUGACGGGUACUAUGGCGGCGCGUUUUGA